ACAACUUGCUUCGAUUAAAAUCUGAAACUUUGCAGGAAGCGUGCAAAAUUUUGUAGUUUUGUGAAGUGUGCCGAAGGCUGGAUCCUGCGAGGGCAAAUUCCGGAACGUUGUCCGAAAGUGAGUUUCUUGGUUAUCGAAAUUUCGGAUUGUGAAGCGCAGGCGCUCUUGCUAAACCAUGGCAUCAUCAAAUGGUUGCGUCGUCGAGGCCGUCGUGCAGGAAGAUCCGCCAGUUCGGUACGACAGCUCUGAAGAAACCAAGAACAAUGCCGCCCAACCGGCCGCGGCCGCUCCGAAGCAGGACAAAUCGGUAAAAGCGAACAAACGCAUCACCGGAACCGUCAAGUGGUUCAACGUAAAAGACGGCUUCGGGUUCAUCACCCGGCACGACACCGGCGAAGACCUGUUCGUCCACCAGAGCUGCAUUCUACGGCCCAACUCGCGCCACAGUGUCCGCUCGGUCGGCGAGGGUGAAGUGGUUGAGUUCGGGGUGAUCGCUACCAAGGUGACCGGACCGGGCUUCCAGCGCGUCAAAGGCAGUGCGUUCGUGCGACCCAAAAGCGGACCUGGUGGCGGUGGUAGCCGUGGACGACCCAAGUCGGGAUCGAGUGUGCGUUCGAAGCGCGGAGAACGGCGACCGCCGAAGAGUGCUCCGGAGACCUCCGUCACCAACAAUAACCAGUAUGUGGGGGAUGGUCCGAUCGUGAAGGAGAUGGCUCAGUUGAAGCUGGAGGAAAAGCCGGAGGAGCAAGAGGUACCGACGGAGGUCCCCGAAGAUGUCGUUGAUCCGCUUGCCCUAGAAGAGGUUCGCGUCAAGGAGGAAGCUGGUGAGGAGAAUGACGACGGCGAAGACAACGACGACGACGACGAUACGGCUUCCGUUGAUUCGACCUCGACGGUCGCUACGGCGGAGUCCGCCGACUAGAUGAUCACCAUGUCCAUCGAUCCCAGAGCUUAAGCUACCGACAAAGAAGAACUUUAAUUUUGUCAUUCUGUUUUUUAUUCUCAUCCUCCAACUUUUGAACUGUACGUUGGGCUUCGCUUAAUUUGAUCGCUUGCAGCUCUGCGGAUACCUUCGGUGCGGCCAGCUUUCCUGUACGUAUUAGAAUUUCUUGAUUAAUAAAACCACCCUCAUUUAACUACGACGCAA
Molecule: messenger RNA, 1147 nt
Organism: Culex pipiens pallens (northern house mosquito)
Lineage: Eukaryota; Metazoa; Arthropoda; Insecta; Diptera; Culicidae
Product: Y-box-binding protein 2-A-like
Exons: 3
Coding region: 176-922 (248 amino acids)
Biological process (GO): regulation of gene expression
Cellular component (GO): nucleus
Molecular function (GO): nucleic acid binding
Source: RefSeq, a predicted model, not a curated record